Ceratosolen solmsi marchali is the source of this 827-nucleotide messenger RNA. RefSeq names its product ACAT-related protein required for viability 1 (gene Arv1). The record is from RefSeq and is a predicted model, not a curated record. The transcript is spliced from 3 exons. Gene Ontology annotation, biological process: sterol metabolic process; sphingolipid metabolic process; regulation of plasma membrane sterol distribution. Gene Ontology annotation, cellular component: cortical endoplasmic reticulum; Golgi apparatus. Lineage: Eukaryota; Metazoa; Arthropoda; Insecta; Hymenoptera; Agaonidae.
AAUAUAUUUAAAAAUAAAUUAUUAUGGUGUGAUUGAAGUGCAUAUAGGGAAAAUGUAUACUUGCAUUAACUGUGGUGUUUACAUCGACGAACUCUAUCGCCGGUAUAGUCAAAACGUACUCAAAGUUGUGACAUGUGUAAGUUUCUUUUAGGAUAAAUGUGGCAAUUUGGCAGAUAAGUAUAUCGAGUAUGAUCCAGUGAUUGUAUUGGUAGAUCUUGUACUUCUAGAAAAAUCGGCCUACCGUCAUCUUCUUUAUAAUAGUAAUUUUAAGUCUUAUUGGAAGCUUAUAAUCGUGUUAAUACUUGGCGAAUCCUUUCGUAAAUGGAUGAAGUAUAUAGGCGAGCCCAAAACUUCGUCCGUUAGUCUCAGUAGUUCAACGUUUUCUUUGAAGUAUCUUACCAGAACAAAUCAAGUUUUAAUUUUUCAAGGCGAGCGAAACUUCUAUUUCUUACUUGUACACACUACUUUAUCAUUUGUUGUUUUUGUUCUUGCUGUUUUUAUCAUUACGGAAUUAAGGUUAUUGAUACUAGGUACGCGGCCAUAUGGAUAUAAAACUUUAAAUCUUUUGCGUGCCCUUGUUCUCGGUAGUUCUGCCAAGUUACUAGGACUAUUCAGUAUCGUUUGGCAGAAUAUAAUUCCAGGACCAUAUCAAAUGUUGAUUUAUGGUUAUACUGCACUCUGCCUCCUUACAGCUUAUUCAGUUGUCUCUGGAAGUGGAAGAACUGGGUCAUUAAUUGGACUUGCUGGUGGAUUUUUAGCUCACAAUUACGUUUAUGACAUAAUACCUAAAUUAUAUGUAUUGAUAAUUAAUACACUAUUUUAAAGAU